AAAGCAUCCAUUACGGCGGCAGUGGGAACUGGGAAGUCAGUCCACUUUUCCUCCAAAAGUCACCAUUUGAAUAGGAACUCGUAGUCCCCCAUUCUCUCUCUCUCUCUCUCUCUCUCCAUUCUUCCCGCAGCUCUAUCUCAGAAGGAUAAACAAGUUUUCCCGGACGCGAGACAGAAACGAGAAAAUGGACUCUACGUCCGUACCCACCACGGGAUUUUACACAAAACUCAGCUACUUGGCCGUUUUGAUUUUGGUUCUGCUUUCUUGCUCCACUUUCACCUGUACGGAAGCUUACGAUCCACUUGAUCCAAAUGGCAACAUUACCAUCAAAUGGGAUGUAAUGAUGUGGAACCCAGAUGGCUACGUUGCUGUUGUCACAAUCUAUAACUUCCAGCAAUAUCGCCACAUUCAGGCGCCAGGAUGGACCCUUGGUUGGACCUGGGCUAAAAAGGAAGUUAUCUGGAGCAUGCAAGGUGCUCAAACCACGGAACAAGGCGACUGUUCAAGAUUCAAAGCAAACGUCCCACAUUGCUGCAAGAAGGAUCCAGCAGUUGUGGAUUUAUUGCCGGGCACGCCGUACAAUCAACAGUUCUCAAACUGCUGCAGAGGGGGAGUCAUAAGUUCGUGGGUCCAGGACCCAGCCAAUGCAGCGAGCUCAUUCCAGCUUACUGUUGGGGCAGCUGGAACAAGUAACGGAACUGUCAGAAUGCCAAAGAACUACACUUUAAAAGUACCAGGUCCUGGAUAUACCUGUGGACCCGCAAAGAUGGUGAGGCCGAGUAAAUUUAUGACGGCAGAUAAAAGGAGAGUCACUCAAGCUUUGAUGACAUGGAACGUCACUUGCACGUACUCCCAAUUCUUGGCUCAGAAAACACCCUCUUGCUGCGUCUCACUCUCCUCCUUCUAUAACAGCACCAUUGUAAACUGCCCAACGUGCACAUGUGGCUGUCAAAACAACAUAACUCAACCAGGGUCCUGUGUACAGCCGGGUUCCCCACAUUUGGCUAAUGCUCUGUCUACUCCAGGAAGAAAUACUUACACUCCUCUAGUCCGGUGUACCAGCCAUAUGUGCCCAAUUCGUGUCCACUGGCAUGUGAAGCUCAACUACAAGGAGUACUGGCGGGUGAAGAUUACAAUCUCAAAUUUUAAUUACAGAAUGAACUACUCACAGUGGAAUCUCAUUGUACAACACCCAAACUUUGAGAAUGUCACCCAGAUUUUCAGCUUCAAUUACAAGUCAUUGACUCCUUAUGCAAAUAUAAAUGACACGGGGAUGCUAUGGGGAAUCAAGUUCUACAAUGAUUUGCUCAUGACAGCGGGUCCAUUCGGGAACGUUCAGUCAGAGAUUCUAUUCUGGAAGGACCAGUCAACUUUCACGUUUGACAAGGGAUGGGCGUUACCUCGGAGGAUCUAUUUCAAUGGCGAUAACUGCGUGAUGCCGCCUCCAGAUGAAUAUCCAUUUCUGCCAAAUGCUAGUUCUGAGACGAUUAUCUCUCUGCUUCAUCCUGUGUUGACUAUUUUGGCUUCAUUCCUAUUAUUGUUGGCUUAUGUCUAGUGAGAUACAUUGGAAAACUAACCCUGUUCCUUAGAUCGCUAUAAGUAUUGGUAUGAUUUCAACCGGAUGAAAAUUUUAAAACCUCACACACAAUAAUUUCUUCGCUUUGUCCCUCUUGAAGUUUUCCCUGUAAGGAGAAAUUAUUUUGGGGUCUGGAUGCAUUUUAGAGUUGUCGUGUGGCUGAAAUCAUACCAAAUCUUAUGGUGAUCAAAUGAACAUGGUUAGAUCCAUGUGCCACAUUUUUUUGAAGCAACAAACCGGGCUUGGAUGAAUGGUAGCAUGUUGCUACUGAGGUCUGCUCUGCUGCUGAUAUAUGUACUACAGUCAAGAUUUACAAAGGAUUUAGGUUUAGCUUCUGGAAUCCAUUAAUCAUGUGAACUUUGGAACGUUGUAAGCUUAUACGCCCUUGGCGUUGUCCUGUUCUAAAAUAUAAAUCAGAGGUUCGAUUUUAUUCGCAAGAUUGAAUC
This is a messenger RNA of Rhododendron vialii, 2022 nucleotides long. RefSeq names its product protein COBRA-like. The record is from RefSeq and is a predicted model, not a curated record. Gene Ontology annotation, cellular component: plasma membrane. The transcript has 6 exons. Gene Ontology annotation, biological process: cellulose microfibril organization; plant-type cell wall cellulose biosynthetic process. Lineage: Eukaryota; Viridiplantae; Streptophyta; Magnoliopsida; Ericales; Ericaceae. The coding region runs from base 185 to 1555 and encodes 456 amino acids.